This is a messenger RNA of Menidia menidia (Atlantic silverside), 1818 nucleotides long. The record is from the annotation of a GenBank genome assembly. NCBI's taxonomy places the organism in Eukaryota, Metazoa, Chordata, Actinopteri, Atheriniformes, Atherinopsidae.
AAUCAGUUAUUGUCAUUCCGUAGUACGUUACAGUUAUAAACAUAGACAGAUAUAAACACUAACCUGACUACUGCAGUGCACUUGUGCGGUACGGUGGCCCGGAAGGGAAACUCAGGGUUUCCAACACCAACAGCUGGCGCACUGUGCUGUCUCAGAGACAGUCUCAGCGACUUUUCAGCCAUGAUGGAACUAUCUUAUCAAUCGAUGAAAAUUGCCCACCGGGCACGGGAGGCGGAUGAGCUAAAGACCGACAUGAGGAGGAAGAGCCUUCUUGUGCUGAUCUACCAUCAUCUGAUGGGUCAGGGCUACGUAGCAGCAGCAGUGGCUUUGGAUCAGGAGACAAACGGGGGUUUGAGGAGGUUCGAGGUUUGUGACAACAUCGAUCUGGAGAUGGUGCUGAUGGAGUACGAGAGUUAUCAAUUCGUCAAGUUCCAGAAGUGCCCCAAACUUAUCAGGAAAACAACAGAGACAGGUGACAGCCGACUGGCCAAAAAUAUUGCAGUCAAGAGGAACUCCAGUUCAGCUGUCAAGCUUCUCCCCAAAAUCGUCUCAUCCUCUGGGCUACAGUGUGGAAAUGCAGCCAAGAAAACAGCAACCACUGAGAACGGUUCCUCUGCAGCAGCGGAGUCGUCAGAGUUUGGUCUCAACGUUUCCUCCAUCAAAAAUGGGCCCACUGAGGAGGCUGCCAUCAACAAGAAGGGCCAAACGCCUGAUGGAAAAGCUCCGAUCCAUGAUGCGCUCAGAGGAGCUGGCUUCGACUCAGACCACAUGGAGCGGCUACUGAAGCCUCUCAGCGGCUUCUCUGGGCUCGGGGGUGAGAUGAGAGAACUGGCUGAAAUCAUCAGCAGGGACAUCUAUUCGCACAGCCUGAACGUGCGUUGGGAGGACAUCAUCGGCCUGGAGGAUGCCAAGCGAUUAGUCAAAGAGGCCGUCGUUUAUCCCAUUAAGUAUCCCCAGCUGUUUACAGGCAUCUUAUCUCCAUGGAAGGGCUUGCUGCUCUAUGGUCCUCCAGGCACGGGAAAGACCCUGCUGGCCAAAGCCGUGGCCACAGAGUGUAAGACAACCUUCUUCAACAUCUCAGCCUCCAGCAUUGUCAGCAAGUGGAGGGGAGACUCGGAGAAACUGGUCAGGGUUUUGUUUGAGCUGGCCAGAUACCAUGCCCCGUCCACUAUCUUCCUUGAUGAGCUGGAGUCGGUGAUGGGCCAGAGGGGGAGCAGUUUGGGUGGGGAGCACGAGGGGAGUCGGAGGAUGAAGACCGAGCUGCUGGUCCAGAUGGAUGGACUUGCAAAAUCGGACGACCUGGUGUUUGUACUGGCUGCCUCCAAUCUGCCGUGGGAACUGGACCACGCCAUGCUGAGGAGGCUGGAAAAGAGGAUACUCGUGAGUCUUCCCUCUUCACCCGCUCGCCAAGCCAUGAUCUCUCAUUGGCUGCCUCCCCUGAGCUCUACGGGGGGGGUGCAGCUACGAACUGCCCUGGACUACAAACUGCUGGCAGAGGAGACGGAGGGAUACUCCGGCUCUGACGUCAGACUGCUGUGUAAAGAGUCCGCCAUGAGACCGGUUCGAAAGAUUUUUGAUGCGCUGGAGUCGCAUCAGGAUGGAGACAAUGACAUCUCUGCCAUCCAACUGGGAACUGUAGCUACGGCUGACUUCUUGGAAGUGAUCGCGCACACCAAACCGUCGGCCCGAAACCUAAUGGAGAGAUACACAGCCUGGGAGAGGGAGUAUGAGUCUGUCUGAUGUUCAGACAAAACGGACUUGUACACAACCAUGACAUCUCCAUAUUAUAUAUCAUAUGUUUGUUUGUUUGUUUUUUCC